Leptidea sinapis is the source of this 789-nucleotide messenger RNA. RefSeq names its product 60S ribosomal protein L10 (gene RpL10). Gene Ontology annotation, molecular function: structural constituent of ribosome. Bases 106 to 765 code for a protein of 219 amino acids. Lineage: Eukaryota; Metazoa; Arthropoda; Insecta; Lepidoptera; Pieridae. Gene Ontology annotation, biological process: translation; ribosomal large subunit assembly. The transcript has 5 exons. The record is from RefSeq and is a predicted model, not a curated record. Gene Ontology annotation, cellular component: cytosolic large ribosomal subunit; ribosome.
GCAUUUGCCAGUGGCAGCUGUCAAUUUCUAUUGUGUCAAUGUCAGGUUUAAUUUUAUAAUUCUAGAUCUCUUUUGCAUACACGGUGUCCAUUUGUGAAGGUCACAAUGGGGCGCCGACCAGCUAGAUGCUAUCGGUAUUGUAAAAACAAACCGUAUCCAAAAUCCAGAUUUUGUCGGGGUGUGCCUGACCCAAAGAUUCGUAUUUUCGAUCUUGGUAAGAAGAGGGCAGCAGUAGAUGACUUUCCUCUGUGCGUGCACUUGGUAUCCGACGAAUAUGAGCAGCUGAGUUCAGAGGCUUUGGAAGCCGGCCGUAUUUGCUGCAACAAGUACCUCGUGAAAAACUGCGGCAAGGAUCAGUUCCACAUCCGCAUGAGGUUACAUCCGUUCCACGUAAUUCGUAUCAAUAAGAUGUUAUCGUGCGCUGGAGCUGAUAGGCUCCAGACAGGAAUGCGUGGUGCUUUUGGCAAGCCUCAAGGCACAGUAGCCCGUGUCCGUAUUGGCCAGCCUAUUAUGUCAGUGCGUUCUAGUGACCGCUGGAAGCCUCAGGUCAUUGAAGCUCUCCGUCGUGCAAAGUUCAAGUUCCCUGGACGUCAAAAGAUCUAUGUGUCAAAGAAGUGGGGUUUCACUAAAUACGAGCGUGAAGAGUACGAGACGUUGCGAGAGGAAGGCCGAUUUGCCAACGACGGCUGCAACGUAAAAUACCGAUCUGAGCACGGCCCGCUCGAUGCCUGGAAAAAGGUGCAAGUUGAGAUCCAUAACGUGUAACUUUGUACUAAGCACUAAUAAAAA